AUGGAUAUUCAUGAUUUAUCCGAAGAAGCUAAAAGAGGACCAUACACGUCCGAGGAAUCAUCCGAUGAUCUUUGUGUUGAUUCUCGAGGUCGACCAUGCAGGCCAAGCAAGCAUGGUGGUCCAAGAGCUGCUCUCUUUGUUCUAGGAACGGUGUUUCUUCUCUCGCUUCUUGGUGGCUUCCUCUCUGAUUCAUACCUUGGAAGCUUUCGCACCAUGGUCGUCUUCGGCGUAGUAGAAAUCUCUGGAUUCAUAUUAUUGUCAGUCCAAGCUCAUCUCCCAGCGCUAAGGCCACCAGAAUGCAACAUGAAGAAUACUAAAAUACAUUGCAUAGAGGCAAAUGGUUACCAGGCGGCCACUCUCUAUGCCUCACUCAGUUUGGUGGCCUUAGGGAGUGGCUGUCUCAAACCAAACAUCAUAUCUCACGGUGCGGACCAGUUUCAAAGGAAAGAAAUGAGGAAGCUAUCGAGUUUCUUCAACGCGGCUUACUUUUCCUUCUCAAUGGGUCAGCUUAUUGCACUCACGCUCCUUGUUUGGGUGCAGACGCAUUCCGGCAUGGACGUUGGUUUUGGUGUCUCGGCGGCUGUUAUGGCUGCCGGGGUGAUCAGCCUUGUCGCUGGAACUAACUUUUAUAGGAAUAAACCGCCUCGUGGUAGUAUCUUCACACCAAUUGCUCAGGUCUUCGUAGCCGCGAUCACUAAACGAAAACAGAUUUGCCCUUCAAACCCAAACAUGCUUCAUCAACCUUCAACGGAUCUCGUUCAUGUCAAACCUCUCCUCCAUACUAAUAAAUUCAGGUUUCUUGACAAGGCUUGCAUCAAGACGCAAGGCAAAGCAAUGGAGAGUCCAUGGAGACUCUGCACAAUCGAACAGGUCCGUCAAGUCAAGAUUUUGUUAUCAGUAAUACCGAUAUUCGCGUGCACCAUCAUCUUCAACACUAUCCUAGCUCAGCUCCAGACUUUCUCAGUUCAGCAAGGAAGCUCCAUGAACACACACAUAACAAAAACUUUCCAAAUCCCACCAGCUUCUCUUCAAGCCAUCCCUUACAUGAUUCUCAUCUUCGUCGUACCUCUCUACGAAACGUUCUUCGUCCCACUCGCUAGAAAAUUAACGGGAAAAGAUUCCGGAAUAUCUCCUCUUCAGAGAAUUGGCACUGGACUGUUCCUAGCUUCUUUCUCAAUGAUCGCAGCCGCUUUAGUGGAAAAGAAGAGACGGGAAGCGUUCUUGGAACAGAACAUAACGGUUUCGAUCUUCUGGAUCGCGCCGCAGUUUCUGAUAUUCGGUUUAUCAGAGAUGUUUACAGCCGUUGGAUUAGUGGAGUUUUUUUACAAACAGUCUUCACAGAGUAUGCAAUCUUUUCUCACAGCAAUGACUUACUGUUCUUACUCUUUCGGGUUCUAUCUCAGCUCUGUUCUUGUCUCGACGGUAAACAGAGUUACGUCUAGUAAUGGAUCCGGGACCAGAGUAGGUUGGUUAGGCGAUAACGACCUUAAUAAAGAUAGAUUAGAUCUCUUUUACUGGCUUUUAGCUUCAUUGAGUUUCGUCAACUUCUUUAAUUAUCUUUUCUGGUCAAGAUGGUAUUCGUGUGAUCCAUCCGCGACACAUCGUAGCGCCGAGGUUAAUAGCUUGGAGGACUUAGAAGAUGGCGAAAACAACGAUUCCACAAAGGAAAAGCCAAGAAUUUGA
Arabis nemorensis is the source of this 1683-nucleotide messenger RNA. NCBI's taxonomy places the organism in Eukaryota, Viridiplantae, Streptophyta, Magnoliopsida, Brassicales, Brassicaceae. The record is from the annotation of a GenBank genome assembly.